Molecule: messenger RNA, 735 nt
Organism: Protopolystoma xenopodis
Lineage: Eukaryota; Metazoa; Platyhelminthes; Monogenea; Polystomatidea; Polystomatidae
Source: the annotation of a GenBank genome assembly
AUGACUUAUUUUUGCUAUCCUAUCCAUCACUCGUACGAAAAUGGUGCCUUGGUUAAGGCCAUCUUCCUAUCAAGGGCACCUUAUUUGACGCCGGAAUGUGGCUCAUCGAAGCGUUUGGCCCAUUAUUCUGCUCAUCCGGUUAGGCUUCGUUGUUUCCCUCUGCUUAAGUUUGACACAUGCAUACACGCAUGCGACCCUAGUGACCGGACAGAAUGUGUCAAGUGUACUUCUGAAGAUGUGGUGGAGAUCGAUGCAAAUGCGCACUUCACCUCAAGUUUCACCCUUGGGAUUGAGGCAGUAAUAGCCGAAUAUCGAUCCUUUUUGGUUCGGUUGCCGCAUCGAUCCAGCCGUUCAACUGACUCGGUCUUCGUUAGUCAGAGCAGCCUGAGCCGGCAUGAUGAGGGCAUUGUCGCAGUUGAUCUUUCCUUUAUCUCCUCGUUUUGGAGGUUUUUUUUCACGGCUUCAUUCGCAUGCUCAGUCUUCAGGUUGGCUGCUGCGCUUUUCUCUGCCUGCCGCGGUCCAGAUGUACGGAAUACCAGAUACGGCCUCGUGAGUAGGAGGUGCGCACAUCCUAGCCUCGAGUCCAAUUACGCAUGGGCAAGCCCCGGAAUGGGCCUACACACACACGUGUAUCAACACACAGGCCGCUUAGAGGCACGGUGGAAGGCUAGUCGGUUAGACAGUUUUUCAGGUCUUCAGUCGUCGUUCGAGUCCCUUAGCUCUUUUAUUGGCUGA